GUCGUAAAACUGUCGUGCAACACCCUGACGACAGCUAAAUCGCUUUACGGACAGCUGUUCUGUCAUGUAAGAUCAGUUUUCGGUUGUCCUUGCAGAGAUGUGGAGAACACAUGCCACCUACUGAAGUCUGUGCACCAAAGACAAAGACAAAACAAAGACGUGACAUGGCGUCUCGCUUCCUCAAGUACGCAGUGCUACUUCAGAAGUACAGGACUCCGCUGAUCAUUGCGAGCUGUGGUGGCGUCUUUGCGGCCAACAUGUUCUACCAUGUUUUCCCUGACAUCUCCUACCGUCAGCUGUAUCAGGCCUGGUCCAAAGGAGAACCGGUCACGCUGUCUGAGAAGCUCGAGGAUGUUUUCCAGCAGGUGUUGAAGGACUACGGUGUCAGCUCACCAAAGAAUUUCUCUGCCUUCGCCUCCUAUGGGUUCCACACGGUUGGUGCUGGCGUCCCGUGGCUUUCUGCAGGAGCCCAAAUUGGCAUCCCAGCGAACUUUAACAGCACGUCCGAUGACCAGAGCGGAAUCACCAACCGCACCAUUUUCAUCAACGGCAAAGCGGUGGACUGGAGCAGCGACACUGGCUCUGCUCUGCAGGAGGCGCUGGUGUUUUCCCUCGAGGCGCAGAAGUUUGCCAUAGCACGAGAAGUGGCCCGCUUGCAGUCUGGAGGACCUGUUCUGAGUGCCGCUGUCGCCCCAGUCUGCCUGGGAGGGGUUUGGAUAUACAGCUUGCUAAUGAAGCAGUUGUUCGGGAUCCACGCUGGGCCUCCACUACUUCGUGGAGGUGUGAACGUUGUGGCGCUGGGAGUGGGUGCCGUGUCUUACUUUCUCACCUCGGAUGCCGUCAGCCAGUGGAUUGACUACAGCUCAGACAAGCAUGCGGCGGGAGUGUCCCGUGAUUAUGCCAAAGGAGGGGUGGAGUUUUACGAUAAGAUUCUGUCGAGAAACAAGACGCUGCGCUCCCUGAUGGGGCAGAAGGGACAGGAGAUGUAUGCUCCCAGUGGGAACCUGUUUCCUGCUCACCUCCUCAAGCUGAAACACACACCAUACACAUCCAGGAGGGAAGGGAUCCUCACUCUGCUCAGAGAGGAAAAAGCUUGAAAAGAAAUGGAUGUCACCUGAACCUGUAAUGAUGAAUGAAGCUGUGCUUAUCACUGUGAAAAAUAGCAGAGUAGGAGGCUUCCUGAGCGUUUUUUAGAAGCAAAAAACCUUGUCCAAAUAGUUUUUUGACAUAUUUUUCAUAGAAAUAUGUCAUCCCGCGUGUGCUGAAUGUUAUUUUGUGCAACGUUUUAUGUAUCCUGAAGUGCAGAACAAUGCAAAUUACAAGACAAGUUUUGUAAAGUCCGGAAGUGUCAAAUAUUUAGUGGCUAGCGAGACUGAAAAGACAAGAUUUAGGUGGUUACCCAAUGUGCAAAUAAACAUUUUUGAAACCUGUUAA
Molecule: messenger RNA, 1434 nt
Organism: Sebastes umbrosus (honeycomb rockfish)
Lineage: Eukaryota; Metazoa; Chordata; Actinopteri; Perciformes; Sebastidae
Gene: tmem177
Product: transmembrane protein 177
Exons: 3
Coding region: 111-1097 (328 amino acids)
Source: RefSeq, a predicted model, not a curated record